CGACCAAGAAGAAGCCCUUCCUGGCUCGCAUGGACAACUCCUCGAUGGACGAGUGCUACGAGAGUGAUGGUACAGAGGAGAUGGACGAAAAGGAGGAAGAGGAGGAGGAUGAGGAUGACGAAGAAGAGGAGGAGGAGGAGUACUCAGAGGACAAUGAGGAGCACGGCGAGCCAGAGGAGGGUGAGGAGGAGAGGGGGGAAGGGGAUGAGGUAGAACAGGAGGAGGGGGUGGAGGAAGAAGAAGAGGAAGCAGAGGAAGGGGAUGAGGAAGAGGAAGGAGAUGAAGAAGAGGAGGAUGAGGAAGAGGAAGACUAUGAAGAACAGAGUCAGUAUCAAGAGGACGCCCUGGCACGUGGCAUCUACUCAAAGACUGGCCAUACCAUGGAGAAGGAUGACAACAACAACGAAGAGUAUGAGAACUAUGAUGAGCUGGUGGCCAAGUCCCUGCUGAACCUGGGCAAGAUUGCAGAGGACGCAGCUUACCGCGCCAUGACCGAGUCGGAGAUGAACAGCAGCUCCUCCAAUAGCGCUGAGGAGGAGGACGAUGAGGAUGUGGAGAAGGGCACGAGAAAGGGCGAGUUGAGCCUGGACGUGGACAGUGAUGUCGUUCGGGAAACGGUAGACUCCCUUAAGCUGUUGGCACAGGGGCAUGGCGCCAUGCUAUCUGAGAACCUCAAUGGGAGGGGCUAUGCAGACGGCACACUGGAAGGUGUGGAUGGGGGCGGGGCCUUACAGGGCAAGCCUACCUGCAAUGGACAGGCGGAGGAGAGCGAGGAGGAGGUGUGUCUCAGCAGUCUGGAGUGCCUCCGGAACCAGUGCUUCGACCUGGCGCGCAAACUGAGCGAGACACAGCCUGCCGAGCACUGCGGGCACACUUCGAACCCGCAGCCAGCCCCACAUCAACAGUCUGGCUAUGUCGACUGCCAUCAGGGGCAAGAGGACCGGCGUGCUGCAGAGCGCAGCUACUCGGACAUGGUCAACCUGAUGAAGCUGGAAGAGCAGCUGAGCCCUGGGUCCAAAGCUUUCUCCAGCUGCGCCCGGGAGGAUGGUUACCAUGACGAGGACGCCACUUCAGUGGCCUCGGACCGCUCCGAGGAGGUCUUCGACAUGACUAAGGGCAACCUGUCCCUGCUGGAGAAGGCCAUUGCCCUUGAGUCAGAGCGGGCCAAGGCCAUGCGGGACCGGAUGGCCACAGAGGCGUCCCGGCACGAGCGGGACCUUCUAAGGAUGCAGGAGGACAGCGGCUCCAGGCCCAGCUGUGCCGAGGAGCGCAAGGCACGGCUGCACGAUGGCAUGAAGAAGCCGUACUACCCUAAAGAUUCUUUGCGGGCGGAAAAGAAGGAGAGCCGGUGCCCCACACCCGGGUGCGACGGGACGGGUCAUGUGACUGGGCUAUACCCCCACCACCGGAGCUUGUCGGGGUGUCCCCACAAAGACAGGGUACCGCCAGAAAUUCUUGCAAUGUAUGAGAAUGUUCUUAAGUGUCCCACACCCGGCUGCACGGGACGCGGUCAUGUCAAUAGCAACAGGAACUCCCAUCGCAGCCUCUCCGGGUGUCCCAUCGCCGCCGCUGAAAAGCUGGCCAAGGCCCAGGAGAAGCACCAGACCUGUGACGGCAGCAAGUCCAGCCAGGCGUCCGAUCGCGUGCUGAGCCCAUCCCACCGCUCUGCUCCCCCCAGGCCGAUGUGCUUCGUGAAGCAGCUGGAGAUCCCACAGUACGGCUACAAGAACAACGUGUCUACCACCACCCCUCGCUCCAACCUGGCCAAAGAGCUGGAGAAGUACUCCAAGACCAGCUUCGAGUACAACUCGGGCUACGACAGCAACCACAUCUACGGCAAGCGAGCCAUCGCGCCCAAGGUCCAGGGCCGGGACCCGUCCCCCAAGGGAUACGAUGCCAAGCGUUACUGUAAGAACCUGAGCCCGGCCAGCAGCACCACCAGCAGCUACGCCCCCAGCAGCAGCAGCAGCAGCAUGAGCUGUGGGGGAGGUGGUGGCGGCAGCAGCGCCAGCAGCACCUGCAGCAAGAGCAGCUUCGACUACACGCACGACAUGGAAGCAGCACACAUGGCCGCCACCGCCAUCCUCAACCUGUCCACGCGCUGCCGCGAGAUGCCCCAGGGCCUGGCCAAUAAGCCACAGGACCUCUGCUCACGGAACCCCGACAUCGAGGUGGAUGAGAAUGGCACGCUAGAUCUUAGCAUGAACAAGCAGCGGGGGGGCGAGCGCGAUGGCUGUGCAGUGCUGACGCCACUGGAGCCCAUGUCGCCGCAGCGGCAGGCCCUGCUCAGCAGCCGCUGCUACCAGAUGGGCGAGGCCGACUGCUGGGACCUGCCUGUUGACUACACCAAAAUCAAGCGCAUCGACGAGGAUGACCUCAAGGAGGCAGACGAUCUGGAUCCCUUCCACGACAUUUUGGAGGACCGCCAGUACCCGGGAGAUGUCCAAGUGCCCAGCCCCAAGUCCAAAUACGCCCCUUGCAAGGAAAGCAAAAAGGACCUGAUAACAUGUCCAACACCAGGGUGUGAUGGAAGUGGUCACGUGACCGGUAAUUACGCUUCACAUAGAAGUCUUUCUGGCUGUCCUUUAGCUGACAAAAGCAUUCGAAGUAUGAUGGCCACCAACUCGCAAGAGCUCAAGUGUCCGACGCCAGGGUGCGAUGGUUCGGGACACAUCACUGGGAAUUACGCCUCGCACAGAAGUCUAUCAGGGUGCCCAAGAGCGAGAAAGAGUGGGAUAAAAAUAACACACAGUAAAGAGGAUAAGGAGGACCAAGAGCCCAUCAGGUGUCCUGUCCCUGGCUGCGAUGGGCAGGGUCACGUGACGGGGAAGUAUGCAUCUCACCGAAGUGCAUCAGGCUGCCCCCUGGCAGCCAAACGGCAGAAGGACGGGUACAUGAAUGGCUCCCAGUUCACAUGGAAGUCCGGGAAGACGGACGGCAUGUCCUGCCCGACCCCGGGUUGUGACGGGUCGGGACACGUUAGCGGGAGCUUCCUUACACACAGGAGUCUGUCAGGCUGCCCCCGUGCGACGUCGGCCAUGAAGAAGGCCAGGAUGUCGGGCGUGGAGAUGCUAACAGUAAAGCAACGGGCCAGCAAUGGUAUAGAAAAUGAUGAAGAAAUUAAACAGUUGGACGAAGAAAUCAAAGAUUUAAAUGAAUCUAAUUCACAAGUGGAAGCAGAUAUGAUUAAACUUAGAACACAGAUUACCACAAUGGAGUCUAAUCUGAAGUCAAUAGAGGAAGAAAACAAGGUGAUUGAACAGCAAAAUGAGUCUCUCCUGCAUGAGCUGGCAACCCUCAGCCAGUCACUGAUAAACAGUUUAGCUAAUAUCCAGCUGCCACAUAUGAAACCAUCGCCACACAAAGAGGCUUCCCUUAGAAAUAACAGCUGUUUACAGUUGCAUCAGAGAGAGCCGAUAAAUGAGCAAAACUUUGACGCUUACGUGACCACGUUGACAGACAUGUAUACGAACCAGGAUCAGUACCAGAGUCCGGAGAACAAGGCGCUGCUGGAGAACAUAAAACAAGCAGUGCAGGGAAUCCAGGUGUAGCCACGGCAUCUGUGGCGAAACCACUCCUCCGUCGAAAGCAAACGACAGACACACAAAAGAGAAAACACUAACGAUUAAACAAGGGCAAUGCCUCGUGGUUUGCUGCUGUAAUUUAUCAGACAGUAUUAAAAGUUCAUUUCUGUUCUUUAAAAAUACAAAAGUGUUAUGCUUACAAAACUUCAUAAUGAUUUUUUUUGUCUUGUUUUAAAAAAAUAGUUAACAGCAGACUAGUUUUUGAAAACAUUCACAUUUUGUACGUUUUCAUAUGAGCUGACCUAGUGCGAUGUAAUCUUUAUAGCUGCUACUGGAUGCACAUUUUUAGUGUAUAUAUCUGAACAGUAGGCCGAGAAAUAUGACAGAUUCUUCUUAAUGCUUUGAAGCAUUUUAGACUCGAACUAAGAUGGGGGGCAGGUGAAGGAAAACAGACAGGAGACAAGUUGAAGUUGGAGACCAGUUUUUAACAAUCUUUUUUCCUUGGAUGAUUUUAUGAGAUUUUAAAAAGAUGUUUUGUGCGCAGAUUGUCAAAUAGCGAGACUUGGUUGUAAAUUGCUUUAUUUUUUAACAAUGCUUGAAAAAUCUUUGUCUUUUGUUUAAAAUGGUUGGUAGUGGCAGGUGGGGGCAUUUAAAGAUGGUAGGCGAUGUAUAUGAAAAGUACCUGACUAGAUGUAUGAAUGUUACAGUUUUAUUGUAAACAUCAUGACACGGAAACUUAAUGGUGGCAAUCCCAGAAUCUAGAAAGGACUAUUUUCUGAUGUUUAAAACAAAAAAAAAAGGAAAAAAAAAAAAACACUUUUAACAUUCUGUGUUGUUAGAUUCCCAUCGUCAUUCAGUCAACAACUAUGUGAUGUUCAAUGGCAAUAGAAAAAUCUAGGUGUCAUGCUGACAUUAGAAUCAGUUCUUUUCAAUCUUGAAACUUCAGUAGCUAGAAUCGGACAAUGUUUCAGCAAUAUAUAAAGACUAAAUCACAUAUUUAUAGAUGUGGGAUGCAAUCUACAUAAACAGUUUGGGUAUAUGCAAUUUCUUAUUUAUAAGCAUAGUGGAAAACUAAUGAAUCUUUUUACUAUAUGUAAAAUAUUAAUUUUUAUAUAAAUCUUUUAAUACAAAAAACAUUUAAAAAAAUGAGACGUGGACAUUGAGUUAAAUGAAAGAACCUUUAUGAUUUGAUUUCCUUUAUGUAAUUUUGCACAGGAUCACCUUCGUUUCCAUGUUUUGAUGUUUUUACAGAAACUAAAGCAGUACGUGAGAGCCUAAAAUGAGGAAAAGGGGUUUUGUAAAGAAAAAAAAAUAUAUAUAGCUAUAGUUUAUGAAAGCGGGACUAACAGGGUCACUGUCCCCAAAUAUGUGCCAGAAGAAUAUUUGCACUUGUCCAAUAGAUAUAUCCUAACGUGUGGGGGUGUGCGAUUUCCAGGUGUCCGCUUGGCACACGAUUGGAACAGUAGGAGACACUGUAGGUAAUCAAGAAGAAUCACUGAUGGAUACUACAGGGAUUUUGAAUUGAAAUAUUAUGAAAAUAAUAAUAAUAAUAAUAAUAAUGGUACCAGUAAUAAUAUGAACUAUAAACCAUUGUUUUACUUCAUUUUGGUUUGUAUUAUGAACAAGAAGAAAUCAGCCCAGCAGCACUUUAUAUCUAAUCACUGUACAAAAUCAUUAAAUGGUAAAUAAUGGGAAAAAAGAUUUAAAAAAGGAAAAAAAAGACUCCAGUUUCCCUAACAAAAUCUAUGGCUGGGAAAUGAACUCUGUAGUAAACUCUGGGGUAAUGCAGAAUCAUGUCUGUGUGGCCCCCACUUUCUGUUGUGCUAUUAGUUGUAGCUACCAUGUUCAGAAUUGCCUUUUUGCGAGCUAACGCAAAGGUGCUUGUCGUUCACCAGAUCUCACGUAUUGUACUUUCUGCCACCUUAUAGGGUCCCAUUCCUCCAUGAUGGCAUUAGCCUUUUUUCCACAGCAUCGUGUCUGCAGCUUUUUGCCAGUAAAGUAAUGCUUUCAGUAGAGUAAUAGCUAGUAUCAGUUUUUGAAUUAAUUAUCGUUAUCAGUACAAUGGAAAGGGAAUUUAAGCACAAACUUGCUGCUCAUCUACUGUUGGUACAUAAUAUCAAAUUUUAAAAAAAGUUAACUAUCUGUGACUAUUUACAUACGGAACACAAAAGGUGUCACAUAUUAGACUGAAUUUUCAUAUAAAUUAUUGUGAAUUCAUCAGAGUUUAUUUAUUCUAACUUCUUCAUUUUGAAGUUGAUUUAAGUAAUCAUUAAUGAAAACAGGAUUUUGUAUAAACUAUUGUGCUCUCUGUGGAACUGAAGUUUAAUUUAUUUUUGUACUGCACAGCAUGGAUUUGUUGACAUUUUAAUUUUGCUAUAAAUGUGUGAGAUCACAAGUUGCUGUGAUAUUUCAUUUUUAAAUUGUGAACUUUGUACAAUUUUUGUCAUGCUGGAUGUUGACACAUCUUACUCUGAAUAAAGAAAAAUUGUGUUGCCACAUG
Paramormyrops kingsleyae is the source of this 6024-nucleotide messenger RNA. The record is from RefSeq and is a predicted model, not a curated record. Lineage: Eukaryota; Metazoa; Chordata; Actinopteri; Osteoglossiformes; Mormyridae.